AUCACAAUCUUGAAAGACUCGAUAGGCAAACCUUUCGACCUUCUUGCAAGUCCUGAUUCUCUGUUGGAGUGAUGGAUGCUAAAUGGACAAACUACAAUUCAUAUUUUGUUCAUUGACUAUAGUGUUCAUACUUCUCGGAUACUUACUAUUUUACUCUUAUUCUUUCCCCUCUUUGAUACUUGUUAAAUAGAAAGUUUGCUUCUUUCUUUUGCAACCUUUUUGAAUCUCCAAUUGUAAACAUUUCUUUUACUUGCUGGUGAUCAAGACAAUGAACUUCUUUUGCUUCAUUUGGUUUUUGCAUCAAAAUUCAACUUGUGGUGCUGCUAAAAAUGUUGGAACUGCUGCAAAACCUAAUGGCAUACUGCAUGAACCUGUACGUGCUGAUAGACCCAAUGCAUUCAGUAACAACAGCUCAUCUGUUCUCUCUUGCAUACAAACAGCAGUUAAUAUUCCUUCUCAAAGCAGAAAAAUUGAUGUUCCUCCUAAUAUGUUUUUGGGCUAG
Messenger RNA from Capsicum annuum, 502 nucleotides. RefSeq lists its product as uncharacterized. Bases 269 to 502 code for a protein of 77 amino acids. The record is from RefSeq and is a predicted model, not a curated record. Lineage: Eukaryota; Viridiplantae; Streptophyta; Magnoliopsida; Solanales; Solanaceae. The transcript is spliced from 2 exons.